UCAAUGUCAUCCUGGUGGGGUUCUAAUGCUUUUGAUGACCUUGUUGAGAAUGCAACCUCUGAGCUGCUUCCAACCGGUCAAGAUAAUCUUGUUCUCUAUCUUGAUAUCAGCGACCAGAUACGAAGCAAACGUGUGAAUGCUAGAGAUGCAAUGCGAACAUUAAAGCGUAGAUUGAACCACAAGAAUCCUAAUGUCGUCUUGAUGACAAUUAAUCUUACAGACACCUGUGUCAAAAACGGGGGUGAUCCAUUUGUGCGUGAAAUUGCAAGCAGAGAAUACAUGGAUGAAAUUACUCGUCUUCUUAGAUCUCCAGCUAUCUGUAAUUUGGACGUCAAGAAAAGGAUCUUGACUGCCAUACAAACAUGGGGUUUGGCAGCAAAGGCCAAACCAAGCUUAUCGUACAUGACAGACACAUAUAGUCUAUUAAGAGCAGAAGGUUACGUUUUUCCACCUGUUACUGAGCCCAUUGAUUCUAUUAUGCUGGAGACAUCUGCGGUAUAUACACUUAUAGAAAUAUACAUUUAUGCAGUGUGUAAAUAA
Messenger RNA from Phycomyces blakesleeanus NRRL 1555(-), 540 nucleotides. RefSeq lists its product as hypothetical. NCBI's taxonomy places the organism in Eukaryota, Fungi, Mucoromycota, Mucoromycetes, Mucorales, Phycomycetaceae. The record is from RefSeq and is a predicted model, not a curated record. The transcript has 4 exons. The annotation marks the transcript as partial. Gene Ontology annotation, molecular function: phosphatidylinositol binding; ubiquitin binding.